This is a messenger RNA of Centruroides sculpturatus (bark scorpion), 674 nucleotides long. Its product is annotated as phosphatidylinositol 3,4,5-trisphosphate 3-phosphatase TPTE2-like. NCBI's taxonomy places the organism in Eukaryota, Metazoa, Arthropoda, Arachnida, Scorpiones, Buthidae. Gene Ontology annotation, molecular function: voltage-gated proton channel activity. The coding region runs from base 87 to 674 and encodes 195 amino acids. The transcript is spliced from 5 exons. Gene Ontology annotation, biological process: proton transmembrane transport. Gene Ontology annotation, cellular component: plasma membrane. The record is from RefSeq and is a predicted model, not a curated record.
CAUCUUACAAAAUGGUGGCGUUCGUGGUUAGACCUGUUGUUGUAGUUGGCUAUGGUAAAGUCCUCCAAGACUUGGCUCGUACAUAAAUGGAAAGUAAAAAACACUAUCAAAAAUUUAAUAAUGAAGAAAUGGACAGUGAGGACUCCCUGGGGACAUCAAAUUCAGCUUAUUUGGAUAUUAAUUCUCAAAAUAAGGCUUCAAAACCAAACGCAGUUACCAUAGCUAAUGGAAAUGAAUCAAAUUUUCGUGAAGUACUUGUAGACGAUUACCAGGAUGGAAAAGUUACUGUCACAAUACCUGAUCCAGCUGAGAAUGAAACUGUGGAGAAAGAAGUGAUUGGGGAAUUACAAUAUAAAUUAAGAAGAGUUGUUGAACAUUUAAUAUUCAGGGUGUUUGGCCUAUUAUUGAUCAUAAUUGAUAUCAGUGUUUUAAUUGCUGAUUUGUUUAUCACUGAUAAAAGUGAAGAUGAGCAGCUAGCAUAUGAACUUGUUGCUGUUUGUUUUGUUUGUGUAUUUGUCUUAGAAGUUUGCCUUAGAAUAUUUGCUAAGGGUCCAAAAGAAUUUUUUAGUGAAUGGUUUAAUUCAGUGGAUUUUGUUGUUGUACUCAUUUCUUUUAUUGUAACUGUAACUUAUACAGCUGUAGACUUUUCUUCAAAUUAUGGUUUUGCCAAGUAA